Ilex paraguariensis (yerba mate) is the source of this 1236-nucleotide messenger RNA. The record is from the annotation of a GenBank genome assembly. Lineage: Eukaryota; Viridiplantae; Streptophyta; Magnoliopsida; Aquifoliales; Aquifoliaceae.
AUGGGAUUUCAUAAAAUUGAUCCUGAAAGAUGGGAAUUCGCCAAUGAUGAUUUUGUGAAAGAUCAAAAGCAUCUUCUUAAGAAUAUACACCGUAGAAAACCCAUUCACAGCCAUAGUCAGCCUCAAGGUUCUACAGUCGAUCCAGAGAGAGCAGCAUUUGAGGAAGAAAUCGAUAGGCUUUCCCGUGACAAGACUGCACUUGAGGCCAGUAUCUUGAAAUUUAAACAGCAGCAUUCUGCUGCAACGCCGCAGUUGGAAGACCUAACUCGGCGAGUAGGCAGUAUGGAGCAGAGACAGAUGCGUUUGCUAACCACCUUAGAAAAGGCAAUGCAGAAUCAGGAUUUUAUUGAACAUCUUGCUCAGAAACUUGAAUCUAUGGAUUUUUUGGCAUAUAAUAAGAAAAGGAGAUUGCCUCAGGUUGAUCACUCUCAACCAGUUCAAGAAAAUAGUUUUGUGGACAAUCAUAGCAGCUCUAGAUCUGAGUUUGGGAAUGUUUUCCACCAAGAUUUUUCCAGUAAGCUUAGGCUAGAAUUGUCACCAGCAGUCUCAGAUAUUAACUUGGUUUCACAUAGCACGCAGAGUUCUAAUGAAGAUGGAGGAAGUCCAAAUAGAAGAAUAUCUGAAGGAUGCCCAAAAGACGGACACUUGAGAACUGGUGGGCUUUUGUUUGCCCCUGAAGCUUUAGAGUUAUCAGAUACUGGGGCAUCUUUUUCUUUGAAGAUGGAUUCAUCUUUGUCACGUAAAGCAGAAGUCUGUGAAACCCCGGGACUACAUUCAUUGCAGCGAAGCUUGACUUCUCAUGAAGAAGGCGAUGGUCCCCUCUCCUGCCAUUUAAAUCUUACUCUGGCAUCAUCUUCUUUGCAAGUCAACACAAGUCAAUAUUCAACUAUGCCUCAACUUCCUCAAGAAAUUGGUAAAUCUACAGGUUCAAGGUUUAUUAUCACCAAUAAUGAGGCUGACCAUAGGAUUUCACCAAAAGAUGGAACCUACUGUGAUGGUGAUGGGACUUUGUCUUCCUCGCAAGAGGCACUGAUUAACAAUCAAAGGCCUGCAACCUCUCAGGCCCGGGUGAAUGAUGUAUUCUGGGAACAGUUCCUGACUGAAAGACCAGGCUCUUCAGACACUGAAGAGGCAUGCUCUAAUUACAGGGCAAACCCCUAUGACGAGCGUGAAGACAGGAGAUCAGGCCAUGGCAUGUCCAGAACUGCAAAGAAUGUGGAGCAGCUUACCCUUUAA